GCGGCCCCGGCGGCGCCGCGCACCUUCGAGUGGAUGCGAGUGAAGCGGAGCGCGCCCGGCAGAAGCGGCGCGGCGCCGUGCGGGGCGCAGCCCCCCUGCUGCCCCGUGCGCACCAGCUUCAGCACGAAGCAGCUCACGGAGCUGGAGAAGGAGUUUCACUUCAGCCGGUACCUGUCGCGGGCCCGCCGCCUCGAGGUGGCCCGCUCGCUGCAGCUUCGCGACGCCCAGGUCAAGGUCUGGUUCCAGAACCGCCGCAUGAAGCAGAAGCAGCGGGAGCGGCAGUGCCUGGCGGCGCCCCCCGCCGCCGCGCCCAUCCCCGCCGCGCCGGGCCGGCUCCCCCCCGCCGCGCCGGGCUCCUCCUGA
Molecule: messenger RNA, 363 nt
Organism: Rhea pennata
Lineage: Eukaryota; Metazoa; Chordata; Aves; Rheiformes; Rheidae
Product: homeobox protein Hox-D1-like
Exons: 2
Biological process (GO): regulation of transcription by RNA polymerase II
Cellular component (GO): nucleus
Molecular function (GO): RNA polymerase II cis-regulatory region sequence-specific DNA binding; DNA-binding transcription factor activity, RNA polymerase II-specific
Source: RefSeq, a predicted model, not a curated record